Ectocarpus sp. CCAP 1310/34 is the source of this 1051-nucleotide messenger RNA. Lineage: Eukaryota; Phaeophyceae; Ectocarpales; Ectocarpaceae. The record is from the annotation of a GenBank genome assembly.
UGUUUGUCCGUGCGCCACGGUUCGAUGCCGUCCGCAUGCUCCGGUUCAGCUGCUCCGGUGCCGCUGCUCCACUGCUCCGGUGCCGCUGCUCCAGUGUCGCUGUGGCCAGUCCUAGCACGACCAAAAUCGACCCGCUCAGCUUCGUACACGCUGUCGUUGCUGUCCGUCCCAGUCGGUUCCUCGCUUUCUCCCUCGUUGCACUUAGGGUUUUUGUCUCACCCGAAAAAAAUGUGGCGUAGGCCGCAAAACACUCUAGAGUUGUUUUUGCCCCGCGAGGGAAGCCACAUUGGGAUGAGCUCUGCUGGAGACGAAGAGCGCACUGCUGCGAGCGGAGAACAGAUCCGCCCGCCGGUGCAGGAGGGCCGCGAUGCGAAGCUUGCAAGUUUGCAACUGCAGAUUUCGCAAUUGGCGGCCCUGGUGGAGGAGUCGGUGAAGAAGAAGGAGCCUGGCAGCGUCGUGGCGGAUGCAGCCAGUAGGGGCUGCUGGGUUGCUGCCCCCGAAAGCCAAGAGCGAACGCUGCCGCUCGGCGGAGGCGGUGGAUUUCUCCAGCAGCAAACGAGAGAUAGUGGGCAAGGACCACGGCAGCUGCUGGAAGGCGGAUGGGCCAGCAGAUCGGGAGCGAACCCUGUUGGACCAGCCGGAGUGGGCUCGGGAAUAGGACCGGACAAGGGGGAAGCGAGGGGGUUAAAACCCCCACAGGUGAGAUACCCGUGAUUCGAGGAAAUGGAGAAUUCCUCAACGGCUGCAGCAGUAGCCACAUGAAGAGAGUAACAGUCAAUGCCCCGCGUCUCGAAGGGGAGAGUCGCGGCCAUGGGUAUGACUCGUGGAGAAAAUCGCUUAUCCACGCGGCCAAGACUGUAGGACUGGACGGCCAAUUGGUCGGCAACAACGAGAGACAUGCACCUGUCGGCAACCCAAACGUGCCAAGCUCGGAGCUGUACCGCCUCCAAUACACCAGCGACGAGGUCCAGAGGGGCCUCCAAGCGUUCCAAUUUGUGACCACUGCCAUCGUCAGAGAAGCCGACAAGGCGAUCGUGAACAAAUGCGAAAC